UCCUUCCGUCGUGUAUCCUCGAUUGAUGUGGCCUCAGAUGCUUCAAUUGUAGAUUGGAGUAUUGAGCGAAGGUUACACCUACAGGAUAGGUUCUGUAUUACAGGCCAAUCUGACUCUACUAGUACCAAUAGGCAGCAUAGGGGAAAAAGCACUACACCUCGAAAUAGGAAUCAACAAGAGAAAAACUUUGUUAGAAAUUAGCCUUUCCUGAUUGGUAUCAGGGUUGGGAAGAAUGGUUAGGAUAGCAAACAACCAUCAGGUUUGUACUUUGGAUACCCUUAUAACCAUCAAAGGUCGUUGAAGUGGCUAAUUCCUCUAAAUAGGAGGCGUUGAGAACAAAGAAAUUCUUGGAGCUUUCCUCUAGCAUUAAUAGAAUUCAUUGGUGUUAAGAAAAACCUCUUGGGGGAAGGUUGGCUAGAGAUUUCUUGGAAAAAUACCAGCCCCCCUUCGGUCCAUAAUGAGAUGGGACUAAUUCUAUUUUUAUUCUAUAGAUUUUUCGCUUAGUACUAUGUACAGAAGGGAGAAGCCGUAUGAGAUGAAACCUCAUGUACGGUUUUGGAACGGAGAUUUUUUGAAUUGAAUAGA
This is a messenger RNA of Panicum hallii, 585 nucleotides long. RefSeq lists its product as uncharacterized. NCBI's taxonomy places the organism in Eukaryota, Viridiplantae, Streptophyta, Magnoliopsida, Poales, Poaceae. The record is from RefSeq and is a predicted model, not a curated record.